This is a messenger RNA of Daldinia childiae, 2145 nucleotides long. RefSeq names its product Meiosis protein mei2. Bases 1 to 2145 code for a protein of 714 amino acids. Gene Ontology annotation, molecular function: RNA binding. Lineage: Eukaryota; Fungi; Ascomycota; Sordariomycetes; Xylariales; Hypoxylaceae. The record is from RefSeq and is a predicted model, not a curated record. The transcript has 10 exons.
AUGAACGUGCACCAGGCCCGUGAGGGUCACUUCAACCCGGCCUCGCCCCAUUCCUCGAGCGGAGCUGCCGAUUCUUUCAAGGGUACUCCCGACACUCGACUGACUACAUUUUCUCCUGAAGAUGGCUCCGCUAGAUCUAUACGAGCACAAGGAUCCCUCAAUGCCAAUAUUCGCGAAGCUGGUCCUAUCAAGUAUGAGAUGAAUGCACCGCAAUCUCUUGACCGACCAAGCGUCUUGUACCGUGGCAGUCUUCACCUAGACAAGGACCCUUUCAUCGGUCCUGCGGAUACUAGCUUCAAAGCAAGGCAGAAGCUAUCGCCUACUGCCUCUGUAUUCUCUCCUUUACCAUCGGUAUUGCGCGCUCGGGGUUCGGCAUCUGAGCCUAAGAGAGUAGAUGCGUUCUCGGAGAAUCUAAGCCAGCACUAUGCUCAAACUUCCAGGUUAUCUUCGCCGGCGGCUAAUGCUUCGCACUCUAACUUCGUUCACGACAAGCUGAGCACUGAGGCUGGCAUCUCUCGAUGCCUGGUCAUCUCUACUAAUACUGGUAGUAGACUAACCGGGACUGAAGUGGAACUAUAUCUAUCUGAACUACAACAGAUGGGCAUUCCGUUUCAGGGAAGCAUGCAGGUUUAUGAAUGUGGAGACCAGGUGUUUGUCCGAUUUACCAACAUCCGUAGCGCCUGUACCGUGUUCUCCAACCUGUCCAUGCGAACUUACAAUUGGUCGGUUCGUUCGGUCAGCCCUCGAGAGUUCUCUUCGGUCGUAGAACCCGGCGCAGGCUCCGUCACUGCGCACGAGGGUCAGCUCUAUCUCAGUGUAUUUCCACAUUCAGCAAGUACCAUUACUACCCAGCAACUCGAGGGUUUUCUGAAGGAGCUUUUAGAGACCGAAGGAGAUUUGUUCGCCUUCAAGAUUCGAGAGGGGGUACAGGGAAGCCUAUUGAGUGCUAUUGUCGAGUACUGCGAUAAUGAUAUGUCCCUCCGCGCUGUUUCAAAGUUCAAUAGCGUUGUCGUCGAGGGUCUUCAGAUUUGCGUCACGCUGUAUCGACCUGACUUGAUGCCAGUCACGGCACAGAGUGGAAUCAACAAUUCUACCCGAGCCAUAGUCUCGCCGACUGAACUGGCUAAUAGCUUCCGGAGAAUGUCUAUCGGAAGAACACAAUCAGUCAUGCCGUCUGUGACUAAUUCUAUGUUCAGCACGCCAGCCAGACCCAAUGGUUCUCAGGGUGGCUUCCAGCUACCAUCGCCAUACGGAGUUGUCCCUCUCCUAUAUACAGGCUUGCCGAUUAGCCCUCCGUAUAUGAUGGACCAAGGCUCAUCUAGAACUCCGAGUAGCAUGUUGUCAGCCAGCAACUAUUCUCUGGCGAGUCCCACGCUGUCACAGCAGAGCUCAUUCUUGUCCACUGAACUCAUAACUCCACGGCAAUUCCAACACUUCGGCCGUCCUGACAGUCGCCGACAGAAUGCAAUGAGAGUUGCACGAUCUCCCUACUACAAUCCGGCCAACCAUCAUAACCAUGUUGACGUCAGCCGCAUUCGAGACGGUAUUGAUGUGCGGACGACGAUCAUGCUGCGUAACAUACCUAACAAAGUUGACCAAGCUCUCCUAAAGAAGAUUGUGGAUGAUUCGAGCUGGGGAAAAUAUGACUUCAUGUAUCUGCGCAUCGAUUUCGCGAAUGACUGCAAUGUCGGUUACGCGUUCAUCAACUUCGUCGAUCCAUUAGAUAUUAUUGAUUUCGUGCAUGCUAGAGCCAAUCAGCGCUGGAACUGCUUCAAAAGUGACAAGGUUGCAGAGGUCUCUUAUGCCACCAUCCAAGGCAAAGAUUGCCUGGUCCAGAAGUUCCGUAACAGCUCGGUAAUGCUUGAGGCACCUCACUAUCGCCCCAAGCUUUUCUAUACCCUAAAUGGACCACGCCCUGACUUGGCUGGAGAGGAGGAGCCAUUUCCUGAGCCUGACAACCAAUCGAAGAUGAAGAGAAGCUGUGAAAAUGCAGAACAUGUGGGCCUUUUUACCCCCAAUGCAGGCCAGCAUUUCCGCGAUGAGCAACGGCGCCGCCGUUCUCAAUUCGAUCGUGGAAACCCGCGACUCGAGGAGUAUGACUACGAUGCAGCUAUUUGCCGUCAGAGUUAUUACUCCCCUCAGUAA